Messenger RNA from Plasmodium coatneyi, 4014 nucleotides. RefSeq lists its product as uncharacterized. The transcript is spliced from 5 exons. Gene Ontology annotation, biological process: response to glucose; glycolytic process. The record is from RefSeq and is a predicted model, not a curated record. Gene Ontology annotation, molecular function: 6-phosphofructokinase activity. Gene Ontology annotation, cellular component: 6-phosphofructokinase complex; cytosol. The coding region runs from base 1 to 4014 and encodes 1337 amino acids. NCBI's taxonomy places the organism in Eukaryota, Apicomplexa, Aconoidasida, Haemosporida, Plasmodiidae.
AUGGAUAUCGAGAACGCCAAGAAGCACCUGAGCGACCUACAGAAGGAGAGGAGGAAGAAGAAAAUCUCCCUGCCGCGUGUUCUGAAGGGGAAGGUAGUCAUCAGGGAGGAGCAGCAGGAGCAGUACCCAGGGGAAGACGCCCUGGAGAAGCAAUUCCCCCAUAUAUUUAAGAAGCCCGUGAUUCACUUAUGCGCAGAGAACGGAGUUGCUAACGCGUUGGAUAACGUGCUAGAUAACGCACUGUCUAGCAGCGUUAAGACGAAAAAAUUCUUCGACGAGACAGACUCGACGAAACUGUUGGACGACACAUGUAGAGGGAACUACACAGAGAAUUCUACACUGCAGGAACUGCUACACAUGAGCACACAGGAUGGUGACACGCUAAACUUGGGGGUGCUAUUCACUGGGUUGCCAGCACCAGGAGGACACAACAUCGUAUGUGGGAUGCUAGAUAGUCUAAAAAAGAAAAAUAAAAAAAACACCUUAUUUGGAUUUAUUAACGGAUUUGAAGGCGUGAAAAACUACUCCUUCAUGGAGCUGAAAAAUGAAUACAUUAGUAUGUUCCGAAACAGUGGGGGGUUCGAUAUGCUGAAGAGUAGCUCAUUCGAUUUUUUAAGUGAAAGUGGAAAGAAGAAGUGCUUUAAGAUUUGCAGACAGCUGAACUUGGCGGGGUUGAUUAUCGUAGGUGGGGUAGACAGCCAUAGACAAAUCACUCUUCUAGCGGAAUACUUCGAGAAGGUACACUUCUUAGCGGGGCGCGUGGAUAAUGCAACGCAUGGGGGCGAGGACCCCACGUACCAAAUAGUGAGUGACCUGAGCGAUGAAGAAAUAAAGGCCAAGUAUCCGCGAACAGGAAAGAAACGAAACAGGAAAAAAACCUGCAUCGUAUGUGCACCGAAAAGUGUGCACAACGAGGUGGAUAGCAACCUAGUCGAAUGUUCACUCGGUUUCGACACGACCAUUUUUACCUACUGUCAGUAUAUAAGCUACUUAACAUCCCACGUGCGAACAUACCAGAGUGGGUACCAUUUUGUUCGGGUCAUUGGGAACUCCUCCAGUCAUGUGGCAUUGGAGUGCUUCCUACAGACUAAGGCAAACAUAGUUCUCAUCAGCGAAGAAAUUAAAAAGAAAAAAAAAAAACUAAAGGAUGUAAUUGACUUUAUUGUCUACGUUGUAGAGAAGAGGUACGACCUGUUCAGCAAAAGGUAUGGCAUUGUCAUUGUACCUGAGGGGUUGUUGGGAAAAAUUGGAGAAUUUAAAAAAAUGGUUCUAGACCUCCUCUGGGCCAAGAAGCAGACACUUAACAGCGCACCAAAAGUGGAGGAUGGGGGAAGAAGGAUAGUUGCCCAGUUUUAUUCAGACAAUGCGGAAAGCGCGAAUAGUGUAGAACUGUUCCGCUCCCUCCCCGCCUUCUUCCAGAAGAACCUUUUGGAGGAGAUCCAGUCGGAAAGGUUCAAGUACUCCCGUCUAAAGACAGAAGAGCUGCUCCUAUCCUUGGUGAAGGAAAAAAUAGAGCAAACGAAAAUGAAACACAUCCACUUGGUCCCGCACGCUUAUACGAACGAGGUUACUUGUUCCCUACCGUCCAAUUUCGACUGUGCUUACAGUUACCUCCUAGGCAUGGGGUGCGUCGAAAUAGCCCAGAAUAACUACAACGGGUAUUUCUGCGCUGUGAGGAAUCUGAAACAUUUGCUCCUCAACGUGGAUAAGGUGCAACUGGUGGGGGUACCGCUGUGCGGUUUGUUGCGGGUGAAGGAGGUACCUCAGCACGGAUGCAACGACAUUGAUUCGGCAGGGAACCUGACCGAAGAUGUGGAUCACCUCGAAAAAGCGAUAUUCGUUAAAAGAGCAAAAGUGAACCUAAACGUUAAGUACUUUCUCACUUAUAAAAAGCACCGCACUGAGUUGCUCUAUGCAGACACGUACCGAACCCACGGGGGGAUUCAGUUCGAGCGGAGUGUGGCAAACGAUGGGGACGAACACUUGGUGGGUUCCCCAAGUAAGCUAAACAGGCUUCUUUCCAGUACGUUUACGACGUGGGAUUCCAAUUGGGGGGAACUAUUCAACAGGGUAAAUUUCACCGUGUCAGGGCUGAGCGGGGGGUACUUCUCUGGAGGGGGCACCCACGGCAUCGAGUCGAUCAGCGUGGAAAGCAUUGCACAAUGCGGUAAGGCGCUUACCCCAGGAUGCUUCAUCCAAAGUGGAGUAACUCUGGAGGGUAGCCCCUCCGAAAUAGAGCGGGCCCUGAGCAGGACCCCCAUAAAAUUCAACACGAACCUAAUCAGGCACAACAGCGAAAUCGUCUACGUGGAUAGCCACUUCGAAUCGAAGCUAAAUUACACCCCAUUUAAGCACAUACAAAAAAUGACCCAUUUUUAUGCCGUUAAAAUGGGGCAGGUGAAUAUUAAAGGGAGAAGCAGAUGCAUUGAUUCCACCUUCCUUUCGGAGAAAAAAAAUGUAGGAGUUGUCAUCCUCUCGCAUACCGUGCCAGGGGUCAAUAACAUUCUGGCCGGGCUGCAUGAACGACUGUCUAUGAAUAACACAACGCUGAUUGGAUUUGUGAGGGGCAUAAAAGGAUUACUGAAUAACGAAACGUAUGUCCUUAAGGAUAGCCAUUUGGGUAACUGGACAAAUUUAGGAGGAGCUCCCUUGUUGGGCGUGCAACUAAAAUGGACAGACGAAGAUGGGGGCGUAGUCCGUGUGGAUGACCUCUUUCAGGAGAAACGAAUCAACCAAAUAGUGGAAAAUUGCAAAAAGAACAAAAUAAGCAACUUAGUUUUUAUAGGAGAUGAAAAAGUAGUUACCCUAAUGAAUAUACUGAACGAUCACUUUAUGAAAAGCAGGAAUAACCUGAAAAUCACGACCGUCCCUGUGUCGCUAUACAACAGCUUCUACAGAAAUUUGGUCGAGUGUAGUGUUGGGUACCAUUCCAUGAUUUGUACGAUGAGUGACAUUAUUGGUAAUUUGCAAAGCUGUGCUGUGAAUGCAGGGAAUUACUACUGCUUUGUUAAGGUUCCCACGAACGUAUCAUCCUUGUCCCUGUUGUCUGUCCAAUUGGAAACCCACUGUAAUGUGUGCCUAGUCGGGGAGUGCAUAAAGUAUCAAAUGCUCAGUCUGCAAGAUCUGGUGGAACAGAUUUGUUCCAUAAUCGUCGAACGAAUGAAUAGGAGAAAAUUUUACGGCACGAUUUUGUUCAGCUCCAAUUUGCUCCUAAACAUCAGCGAUUUCUCCCGCAUGGUUGCGGAUGUGGAGGGGAACAUCCAGGAGGGCGAUGAUCUGGACGGAAUAAUAAACGAGCCGGACCUCCCGAAGGGGCCCCUUAGCAAGCUGACCAAGGAAAGCGCAGACCUGCUACGCAUCUGCACCAGGUCAGUGAAGGAGAAGCUGCUCCGCAAGGAGAACCGACACGACGACGAGGUAGACUGUAACUUUGAAAACGUCCUGAUCGAGCAAAUUAAAAAACACAUGAACAAACUAACCGAACAGGCGAAGCAAACCAACGAACCAUACUCCUUCGAUGGGCAUAUGAAAUAUGUACACACUAACGUCAUGGGGAAAAGCAUCAAACUUUACAAUGACCUAAACUACAUACACCAUUUUAACUGUGUAGUAAAAAAUAUAGACCGAGAAAUAAACUGUUGCAUUCCAACACACUUUGAUAAUUCGUUGGCCUUUUCACAUGGACUGCUGGCUGGGAUUGCCAUAGAAAAUGAUUUGGUAAAUUACGUCACCUCCAUCAGGCACCUACACUUGAAUAAGAAAAAUUGGAGCGGCUCUCUCUACCCCGGUUCCUACUUUGUGAACCGAGAUGACGCAGGGGGCGUAGCCGGCAUAGCCGGGAUAGCCGGGUACCCCUACACCGCGCCCGUGCCCGUGUCGGUGAAGUCCAGUCAAAUGGCCACCAUCAAGCAUAAUGCGGAAACGUGGGCCUACAACGACUGCUACAUCUUCGUUGGGCCGUACCAACAUGAAGUCAACGCAGACAGCCCCGGAUGCCCCUCUCACAUUUUCUGA